Molecule: messenger RNA, 1419 nt
Organism: Erigeron canadensis
Lineage: Eukaryota; Viridiplantae; Streptophyta; Magnoliopsida; Asterales; Asteraceae
Product: epimerase family protein SDR39U1 homolog, chloroplastic
Exons: 13
Coding region: 96-1175 (359 amino acids)
Source: RefSeq, a predicted model, not a curated record
CACGCACACACACACACUUUUGUUUCUAAAACGCGCGCAAACAUACAGACAUAUAUUUAUAGAUACAUUUUAUAGAUAUAGAAUCAUAUAAUUCAAUGGAGGUGUACUGUGGAGCUUCUGCCUUGUCUUCUAGAAGCGCAAUCUCACCUUCAUUUCUCUCUUCUCAUCAACCUCCUACUACUUCCGUUUUGUAUAAAUUUACAAGACUUAAUGUUUGGUGUGUUAAGACAACAGACCUUAAGGAGAACCAGAUGAGGGUAUCUAUAACAGGAGCCACAGGUUUUAUAGGGACUAAAUUGGUGCAAAGGCUCUAUCAAGAUAACCAUAGUAUAUGUGUAUUGACAAGAUCCAGUUCUAAAGCACAGUCCAUUUUUCCGGUUAAGGAUUUCCCAGGCAUUGUAAUUGCAGAAGAGGCGCAGUGGAAAGAUUGCAUUGAAGGGUCAACUGGUGUUGUAAACUUAGCUGGGCUGCCUAUUAGUACAAGAUGGUCUCCUGAGAUCAAGAAAGAGAUCAAGCAAAGCAGGAUCAGAGUCACUUCAAAGGUUGUUGAUUUGAUAAAUAACUCCCCAAGUGAGGCAAGACCAAAAGUUUUGGUUAGUGCAACAGCAGUGGGCUAUUAUGGCACUAGUGAAACUCAAGUGUUUGACGAACAAAGCUCGUCUGGAAAUGAUUAUCUUGCUGAGGUUUGCAGAGAAUGGGAGGGAACAGCCCUUGGAGUUGAUAAGGAUGUUCGGCUCGCUCUCAUUCGUAUUGGUGUAGUUUUGGGGAAAGAUGGUGGCGCUUUAGCUAAAAUGAUUCCCAUCUUUAUGAUGUUUGCUGGGGGACCAUUAGGCUCUGGGAAACAAUGGUUUUCAUGGAUUCAUGUAGAUGACUUGGUGAAUAUGUUAUACGAAGCCUUAUCAAAUCCAUCGUAUAAAGGGGUUAUCAAUGGAACUGCACCAAAUCCUGUUCGCCUAGGUGAGAUGUGCGAACACCUGGGGUCUGUCUUAGGACGGCCGUCAUGGUUACCUGUACCCGACUUGGCCCUCAAAGCCGUCCUUGGAGAAGGUGCUACAGUGGUUUUGGAAGGACAACGGGUGGUUCCGGUAAGAGCCAAAGAGUUGGGAUUUUCAUACAAAUAUCCAUUCAUCAAGGAAGCACUGAAAGCCAUCUUAUCCCAAAAGGUGGCAGUUUGAAAUAGAUCCUCGCCACAAUUUUUUAUUACUAUUUUGCUAUUGACCCGAGGCGAUGCACUCAAGAAAGAGUAGUCAGAGAACAGGGAAAACAAAAGAAAUUUGACAGGAAAUACAAAUUUUCCAUAUUGCAGAUCAAAAACUUCAUUUUGUAAAUUUAUACCCUGAGCUUGUUUCUAAUAAAAACAUAACGAUGCUGCAUUGAGGUUAGCCAUAUAUUGAAUCUUUUAAGUGUUUUUUUGACAAA